Molecule: messenger RNA, 2976 nt
Organism: Theileria equi strain WA
Lineage: Eukaryota; Apicomplexa; Aconoidasida; Piroplasmida; Theileriidae
Exons: 4
Coding region: 1-2976 (991 amino acids)
Source: RefSeq, a predicted model, not a curated record
AUGACGUUUUGCUCUGGUACUCGCACCUUUCAUCACCUUCUUGGUUCAGAGGUCAAAACUCGUGCGAAUUAUAGACACUGGAACCUUUUAAAAGAUUCAGAAUACCGAAAAAUUACCAUUAGAUUCGCACAUUCGCAUAUUUCCACCAAUACAGGUGUCGAAAUGGAGAGGAGGAACCAGAUCAAUCCCUUGAUUGAAUUCCAACGUAACAUUUACGAGAUACCCUUUAUGGAAACCAACAGCCUUUGCAUGGCAAUGAAGGAAUCUAGUAAAUCUGGUUAUUUCAAGGAGCAUGUCUGGAAAAAAUAUAUUUCACGAGCCAUAGAUCUCAAACACAAACUCGGUAUUAAGAACAUAUCUAUAAUAAUGAUAUCAAGUGCCAAAGCAAAUGUUAAAGAUAGAGAUUUUUACGAGCAAAUGUGUGAUAGAGUUAUUACAAAGUGCAAACUUUACAUUGGUAAUGACCGGGAUACAUCUGAAAAAAACUUGGAAAAUGGUAUUAAGUCAGAGUUUUCUGCGUUCAACAUAUUCAGUAUUCUUACUGCUUGUGAUCUUGUACAAUACCGAGAUGAUGAAUUGUACAAAAACCUAUGGCAAGUCACAAGAAGAAGGCUAGAAUUUUUUAUGAACUCAGUGGAUUUAUUGCUUGAAAAACAUAACAUGCAUGAUUCUGACGGUGUUAGUUCUAUUAAUCGUGACAAUAGAUUUACAUUUGAAGAUAUCGCAGGGAUCUUGAAUGCGUAUGCAUCUGCGUCAAUUGUUAUUCCAGAUAUGUUAGAAAUAUUUGAAAGAGUGUUUAAGAAACUGUACACUUUGACAUGCGAUGUUGAUUCUAAGUAUUUUGGAAAAAUUCCAUAUAUUACAGAAAUAAAUCCAAAAACAUUUUCUAUUACUAUACAUUCUCUUGUAAGACUUGGAUGUACCUCAUUUGAUAUUUUUAAUAUAGGAUUAUCCUACAUGUUAACAAAUUUAGAUAAGAUGGUUCAUAUGAGGGAUAUGACGAUGGUUUUUGCAUCUAUUGUGAAAUUACGUUGCAUUGAAUCACAUAUUGGAUCACAAUUCACAAGUGAUAGAGAAUUGAUAAAAUUAAUAGAUUAUAUCCUAGAGAAGUUUAAAAACACAGUUUUUGAUUCGAAUUGCAUUUCUAGUUUGUCCUCUACAAUGAUAGCGCUUUUAAAUUAUAAUAUAUUUCCUCAAGGAAGUGUUGAACACUACAGAUCAUCAUUUAACACAAUAUUUCUUAACUCUAUAAGGUAUCUUGUCACAGAAGAAGAUAUUUCUGAUAAGAAAAUAUUGGUUCAGAUAUUAAAAAACUCAACAAUACUCCAAUGCAAACAAGCAGCAUUAUUGUUAUUAUCAGAUAGUGGAAUAAAACAAAUUGGUUUAGUUUCUUCACCGUUUGACGUAUCUCAGUAUUUUUUCUAUCUUUCUGACAUUUAUUCAUCAAAUAGUGGUAGAAUCGCAUCUUUUAUAGAAAGCCAUGCAAUGAUGGCUAUAAAACAAUACACCCAGCGUCUAACUUACGUUUUAUCACCAAACCUAUUAGGACUUUCAAAAACACCAUCAAAACCACCUGAUUUAUAUACCAUGUUAAAAUUAGAGGCUAAAAAAAAAUCAGAGAGUGAUGAAAGUGAAGAAGUUAACAUUGAUUGGAAAUGUAUAAAUAAGGAUAUUAUGGAGUAUACUAUUGACAAUUUUAAUACAUUAGCGACAAUUUUGGGUUCCUGCACAAAAUUCAGACCAUCAAAACACGUUUCAAACUUUGUUAAUAUAGCGCUAAAUUACCUUUUAAAGUUAUUUAAAUACAAUAAUUCACAUUUUGAUGUGAUUACUGUUGAGGCAAUAUCAGCAGUGGUUUAUACUUUUAGCAAAUUUCGUUUGAAAAAUAGGGAUUUCAUGCAACAAAUCGCUAACAUUGUCAUAACUUCACAUAACUCUAUGGGAAGUAAAAGAACAAGCAGUAAUCUCAUGGCAAUGAACAACAUUAUGAUGAGCUUUGCAAAGUUGGAUUUUCCAAAAAAUCCUCUAUUCAAUUUUAAACUUGCACAUAUGAACCGAUGUCAUAUUGACAUCCCAGUUAUCUAUAAAAUAAAAAGAAUCGUACGAUUAAGCAACGAUGACCUAGUAUUUUUCAACAUGUUCAAAUCAUUCUCCAAACUAUUAAACACCGAGAACAUAAACAAAAUGAAUUCACAGAUGGUUACAAAUUGUUUAUACACAUAUUCACUGGUGGGUUUCGAUAAAGUUAGUAAAGUGAAGUUGGUCAAAUUGUUGAAGAGACUUAUAUAUCUAAGAAAGGAAUGUAGUAAAUUUCCACCAUCCACGAAUAAUUCAAGCGUGAAAGAUCAUGGUGAAUUCAAAUUAUUAAGGAAUCUACUCCCUGAUGGAAAUUUUAUUGAGAAAGGAAACAGUAUAUUUAAAGAGGAGAAUAUCGCAUAUGGCCAGAUACGUAUAAUUUCGUUGGCUCUGGAAAAUUUUAUUAAACACAUUAAUGGGACAAGAGCAAUAGAAAAAUAUUCUAAGCAAAUAAAGAAGUCAUACACACCAACUCUAUCUAGAGAAUUUUGCGAAAUUGGUAGCAGAGGAAGAAAAUAUGCUAAUUACAUAGCUGGUUCUAGGCAGGAUGUUAGAGUACGACCUAGUAUCUCAGGCUUCCAUAGAAAUGUCUUAUACAUUCUUUCAAAACUCAAUAAGGAUAAUUUAAUCAUUAAAUCUGAAGUACCAGUGAAGAAUAGAGCGUAUUUUAUGGACAUUUCGGUCCAAAGGAAUAAAAGCAUCAAAUAUAUUGAAGUAAAUGGACCAUAUCAUUACUAUAGCCAAACACAAAAUCUCACUUCUGUAUCUAAAAUGAAAUAUUUUUUGAUUUCAAGCCACUGCAGAAGAGUAAUAAAAUUGCCGUAUUACGAAUGGGUAAAAUGUGAAAAUGAAGAAGACAAGAUCAAAUAUUUGUAUAACAGGAUCAAUAAUAGACUGUAA